Doryrhamphus excisus (bluestripe pipefish) is the source of this 2772-nucleotide messenger RNA. RefSeq names its product CD9 antigen. Gene Ontology annotation, cellular component: plasma membrane. Lineage: Eukaryota; Metazoa; Chordata; Actinopteri; Syngnathiformes; Syngnathidae. The record is from RefSeq and is a predicted model, not a curated record.
GGCUUAGCUGCUGGGCUCUCACGCUCCGAGUCGUCGUCGUCGUCGUCGGGAGACAACGAGCGUGAACGCGCACAUCUCAUCUCACGGAGCUGACUGACUACACUGGCGAUCAAUCACGACUCGACUCGGCUGGGCUCGGUUGGGAUCAGAUCAGGUGGCAUCAUGAGUAAAGUGCACGGAGGGAUGAAAUGCGUGAAAUAUCUGCUGUUCGUCUUCAACUUCAUCUUCUGGCUAUCUGGCUUAUUGGUACUGGCUGUUGGACUUUGGCUUCGCUUUGAUUCCGAAACAGGGAAGCUGCUGACAGGCGAUGAUGCUCCUGAUACCUUCUUCGUCGCUGUGUACAUUCUAUUGGGUACCGGAGGGUUAAUGAUGCUGGUCGGCUUCUUUGGUUGUUUCGGGGCCAUUCGUGAAUCUCAGUGUCUUCUUGCCUCGUUCUUUGCCUGCCUGCUGAUCAUUUUUGCUGCAGAGAUUGCAGCUGGUGUGUUUGGAUUCAUAAACAAGGAACAGAUAGUGGAGGAGGUACAAAAGUUCUACAGCAGUUCCAUUGGAGACGUAUCCAACCCCAACGCAACCGCCAUUGCGCUCAUGUAUCACAAAACUCUUAACUGUUGCGGCGGCUCAGUGUCAGCGGCUUCAUCCGCCCUUUGUGAAGAUGCUCCAGAGGAAACCAAGGUGAAGAUGCAUGCUUAUGAUGUCUUUCGUCCACAUGAGUACACUCGACUAGAAGACGAGCACUUCAUGUUUACAUGCUUUUAUCAUUUGAAGGACUGUCUGAGCGCUAUCACAGACUUCUUUAACGAGAAGCUGCAUAUCAUCGGAUACGUUGGGAUUGGCAUCGGUGGAGUAAUGAUCCUAGGGAUGAUCUUCAGCAUGGUGCUGUGUUGUGCCAUCAGGAACAGCAGGGAAGUCAUAUAAGAUGACCUCUGGUCCCCCUGUAAAGCCCCUCCUCUCAACUUUUCCACGUAACACAUCUCAUCUCUGCUUGUGGCACAGUUCUGUGACAUUCCUUUGUCAAAAUAUGCAGCAUUCAAGAUUUGGGACUUCUAUUCCUGCUGUAGAUAUGGACACUGCCUAUUAUGUCCUUUAUAAGCCUGCGUGCCUCAAUGUUUUGAGGACAAGCCUGCCUCUAUAGAAUGUACUGUAUGUGCCUACAUCUUGGUGCAGCUAACUGUCUUAUUUAAAUUCAAUGUGUACAUAUUACUGCUACCACACCAGCUAUAAAAGCACAAUAGAGAGGAUAUUUGAAAGGUGUUACAUCAAUCAAGUAUAUAACAAAAUCUGUCAUCAAUGCAUAUUAUUUUGGCUGUCAACAAAUGUGGAUUGUAAAAAAAGUGUAAAAUUAAGAGCAAACCUCUUGACAUUUCAGCUCAGUCAUUACCCCAAGGACCCAUUUUGACAUUUGACUGUAAAAAUAGAACAAAAAACAGCAAGAGUUUCAAGUUUCAAUAAAUGCACUAAUACCAAAACAGUACAGUACAUUGCAUUUUUAUGUAUAUAUUCAUACACAAUACAAAAAAAAAACCAGUGUAACAAGUCAUAUUUCACUCAAAAGGCAUCACGCCGGGAUGACUGAAAUGUGUUAAGAUGCAUAUGCAAAUAGACUUGAUUGACUAUGUGGACAUUACACAUAUUAAUAAACAUGUGCAUGGAUGCGUCUCUGAAGGGACGUAGGAUUCACAGUGAUGCGACGACAGCGUGGUCCCGUGUCGGCAUUGAUGGAAAGUAACAAAAAAGGCCCUUGCUAUUUUUGCUUCAAUGAAGCCUCUGUAACAGAAACACACAAAGAUAGCUGCACACUACUGCAUUCAGUCACUCAAAAUAUAGCAAGUCAUAUAUUGAAACUGGAAAGCACUGGAAAAGAAACUGGACAGUCUCUUUUGAUUGAGCGGCUUCCCAGCUCCUCCUACCCUCAUGGAGGGAGGGCAAAAGAACAUUUAGGACCAACCACAGAGGAGUAACACUACCACUCUGCGCCCGUGAACCCAGUAAGGCUACGACAAGCAUCAAGUGCAAACGUGGGCCAUGGCUGAGUGAGUUAAGUCAAAGUGUUUAAGUGCAACACAGUUAUCGGCAUACACCUGGAACCUUUCCGUCCUCGCUUUUUUGGGGGGAUGUAAACUGAUAGAUCGUAGCUGCCAGUUGGCCCAUCCUUGUUCUCAAAAGGUCCCUGCAUGGCGGGCGUGCUCUCAUGGCGACAGCAUACUGAGAGGAGAGUUGUCCAGUAUGUAUUCGCCAACGCCAACAAAGUACAUGACCUGUGCGAUUCCAAACAGCGGUGCGAUGACCAGGGCCCGGCAGCCGGCACCCUUCAGGAGGGCUGACGGUCCCUCCUUGCGUAUUAUUUGACUGUGGACACAAAGCACAAUGACGUCAUUUUGAUGAAGGUUGAAAAUCUGUAUUUUAGGUUGUAGGUAAGUGCCUCACCUCACGCAGUCCACUACUCCGCUGUACGUCUCCUCAGUCGAGCCUUUGCUGAGAGACUGCAGUCUGGUCUUCACCACUGGAAACAACAAAAGACAGCAUGUUGGAGGGAAUAGUAUAGGAGUGAUUCAGCAGUUUAUGGCAGACAUAAGGACCUUGAGGACUCACCGUCACAGGGGUUGACCGCCACUGCAGCGGUAGAACCUGCAAUGCAGCCUGAGAGGAAGGCCCAGUAGAAGGGAGAGGACUUGUCAGCACUCGGUUUGCCCAGCUUGUUCAGGUUAGCAAACAAGGGGAAGUAGACGACGGAAAAAGGAACAUCCCUGAGAACAGAAGAGAAUAUGCUUUCAA